GAAGUUGGCUCUUGUUAGUGAAUGUACUGUGUCAGUGCUGGAUCUGGAGCAGCUCGUGCUGAGUAUAAAUAUUAAAUCACUGUUUUGAAUUAAAUCUGUGACUUUUUGUGAAGCAGCAGAAUGUUCCGCAGGAAGCUCACGGCUUUAGACUAUCAUAAUCCUGAGGGGUUUGACUGUAAAGAUGAAACUGAGUUCAGGAAUUUCAUUGUUUGGCUGGAGGAUCAGAAAAUCAGACAUUAUAAAAUCGAGGAUCGCGGAAACCUGAGAAACAUCCCGAGCUCUGAGUGGCCCAAGUACUAUGAAAAGUAUCUGCAGGACGUGAACUGUCCCUUCAGUGCCCCGGAGAGGCAGGAGGCAGUGGACUGGUUGCUGGGUCUGGCUGUUCGGUUUGAAUAUGGUGAUAACGUGGAGAAAUACAGAAACUACACACCUGCAUCAGAGGCCACUAAUACCCCCCUCAUGAACCUGGACAGCAACAAUCCUGAUUUUAAGGCUGGAGUCAUGGCCCUCGCCAACCUGCUGAAGAUCCAGAGGCAUGAUGACUACCUGGUGAUGCUGAAGGCCAUCAGGAUCCUCAUCCAGGAGAGACUGACGCCUGAGGCUAUCUCUAAAGCCAGCCAGGCCAAAGAGGGUUUACCAGUCGCGUUAGACAAGCACAUCCUGGGCUUUGAUACGGGAGAUGCGACUCUGAACGAAGCGGCUCAGAUCCUGCGGCUGCUGCAUAUCGAGGAGCUGCGGGAUCUGCAGACGCGCAUUAACGAGGCCAUCGUCGCCGUGCAGGCCAUCAUCGCCGACCCCAAGACAGACCACCGGCUCGGGAAGGUGGGCAGAUGAUAGGCCUGCAUCCCUGCCGGCCUAGAAGCUGUGUGUGUGUGUGUGUGUGUGUGUGUGUAUGUUGGUGUGUUGGUGUGUGUGAAUGUCUGUUUGGACAGAAUAGAGAUAUGAAUUUGAACCAUUUUUUUCUGUUGUUUAAAAGGAAUUGAUUGAUAUGAUAUGUACCGGAAGUUAUUUGAUGUUUUUGGAUUUGAGGAGAAAAUUAAAUUUCCAGUUAAGUUUUUUUUGUUCUAAACCUACAUUAGAAUACACUAAGGCUACGUUUGGUUCCCACAGCAGGUAAAAGUGUCUAAAUCUGAUCUCACCAAAUCCUGUCUCUCUGUCUUUUUUUAUUAAUUUGACGCGCUAAAGAGCAGCAGCGCUUCAGGUGAAGUUUCAGUUUCAUUUUCUCCAGCCUCACAGGAGCUAUCAAGGAGUACCAGUUGUAAAUAGUUCAAGUUAUUCUGCACUGGAUUCAAUGUUAAGAAAAAAUAAAAAAAUAGUUUUUACAUACAGUUUAACCUUUAUUUGCAUUUAGCCUCAAAAGAAAAUUAAACUGAUAAACGUUACACUGUCCAGCUGACGCUCCCAGCAUUCCCAAAUACAGCGCUUUUAGCCCAUGCUCCCAACUAUCAGGAUUACAAUGCGUAUACACACAAAAAUUCUAUAUUUCUACACCCAUAGCCAAUUAACAGGCCAGGAUUUUUGUCAGUUGUCUUCCUGACGUUACACCUCUAAAUCUUGAGGAUUUCUAUUUAAGCAUUACAUAAACAGCUUUCAUGAUUAAUAAGAAACAUUACUGAAAAACGUAAUUGUAAUAGAAUCUAUACAAAAAAAAAACAUUUAAGUAAAUCUGCUAAUGUCAAAAUAUAAUGGGUAAAAUCAUAAAUUGGCUUAUUCAUGAACUUCAUAUUAAAAUCAAUAUUUUCCUGAAUACAAAUCAAUCAGUUUAUUCCUCCAAACCUUUAGUUUUGUUAUGUUUGUCUAGUUUUUACAUCUUUAUUUUCAAACCUGCAGAAUUUGAUUUGAAAAGUCGUUCUGUUACUGAUCUGGAAUUAUUAAUUUGUAUUUAUUUGUGUAAAUAAGUUAAUUUACUGCAGAUUAAAAGGGUUUUGUAUCACCUACACCUGUAGCCUGAAUACAGGGCCAGGCAUUUUGAGCUCUGCUAAAUCAUCAUCCCAUUUCUGAAACCUUUACUCACUGCUGUCGUCCAUUUUUCUGUCUGUGGCGAAUAAUUUGCCCUUUUUACAGCGAGACUCAAAUUAAUUAAACUUGAUUGAUUGGCUCAUUCAUAGAUCGUAAGAUUCUGAUGUGGAUGAAAACGAAACCGAAACUUCCUGUGAAACCCUACUGUCUUAUAUUAGAUACACAGCUCUAAUGCUUUAGACAGAUUAGAUACUUUUCAGAUACUUUAAUAUGGGUCAAAUUAAAAAGCUAGUGUGAACAGCCUGAAAUGAACAUCAGAUUUGGUUCCUUGUGUGAACAUAGGCAAAGUGUGCCAAAUCUGAAUUGGAAAAAUGUCAGAUUCAGUGUGUUUUUGCUCUUUACAUAGAAAAACAGAUAAUACACCUGUGCUAAAUAUGACUACAAAGAUCAGAUUUCUGCAUUCUUCCCUGCUGUGCAAAUUUAGCAAUGUUUUGUAGUGUUUUCAUGAGUAAUUGCAAGAAAAAAUUUCCUUUUUGGCCAGAAACCAAGCUGUUCUAUCUUCCUUUCUGGUUCCAGUUUUGCUUUUUUGAUCUAAAACAACGAGACAGAAUGAUUGGUCCGGUAUGUGUGCAUGUAAAUAAAAGCCAUUAAAGCUAAA
Molecule: messenger RNA, 2617 nt
Organism: Astyanax mexicanus (Mexican tetra)
Lineage: Eukaryota; Metazoa; Chordata; Actinopteri; Characiformes; Acestrorhamphidae
Gene: rtraf
Product: RNA transcription, translation and transport factor
Exons: 8
Coding region: 121-834 (237 amino acids)
Biological process (GO): tRNA splicing, via endonucleolytic cleavage and ligation
Cellular component (GO): tRNA-splicing ligase complex
Molecular function (GO): RNA binding
Source: RefSeq, a predicted model, not a curated record